Molecule: messenger RNA, 4069 nt
Organism: Scophthalmus maximus (turbot)
Lineage: Eukaryota; Metazoa; Chordata; Actinopteri; Pleuronectiformes; Scophthalmidae
Gene: kcnk6
Product: potassium channel, subfamily K, member 6
Exons: 3
Coding region: 107-1066 (319 amino acids)
Biological process (GO): stabilization of membrane potential; potassium ion transmembrane transport
Cellular component (GO): membrane
Molecular function (GO): potassium ion leak channel activity
Source: RefSeq, a predicted model, not a curated record
AAAGGGGAGAAAAAAAAAGAGGAAAGGAGUCGAGGACGCACAGAGAGAGGGGGGCAUCUCUGUUGGCCCAUCGCCGCGGACGGGAGUCCAGGAGUGAGAAGGAGACAUGCGUCCCGUCGGCAGGUCGUGGCUGCUGCUCACCGGCUUCGUCCUGUUCUACGUCAUCUACCUGCUGUUCGGAGCGCUGGUGUUCUCCAGCAUCGAGCGGCCCGUGGAGGACAAGCUGCGGCGCGACAUGGAGGCGCUGAAGCGGGACUUCCUGAACCAGAGCUGCCUGAGCGCCGCGUCGCUCGAGCGCUUCCUGCUCCAAGUGUUGACGGCCAACAAGUACGGCGUGUCCGUCCUGCGGAACGCCUCGGCCACCUCCAACUGGGACCUGGCCUCGUCCAUGUUCUUCGCCAACACUCUGGUCACGACCGUCGGCUACGGUCACACCAGUCCUCUGUCGGACACUGGGAAGGCCUUCUCCAUCCUCUACGCCCUGAUCGGAGUCCCCUUCACCAUGCUGGUGCUCACCGCCUGCGUCCAGAGGCUCAUGUACCCUCUGGUCCUCGCCCCAGUCGGCCUCCUGCAGCGCUCGGGGAUGGAGCCUCGGCCGGCCUUCGCUGUCCACUUCCUGUUGCUGCUGGUCCUGGUGGUGCUGUGCUUCUUCGUGGCUCCCGCUGCAGUGUUCAGCGUGGUGGAGGGGUCCUGGUCGUUCUUUGACGGCGUGUACUUCUCCUUCAUCUCACUCUGCACCAUCGGACUGGGGGAUUUCGUGCCGGGGACGCAGCCUGAGCAGAAGUACAGGCAGCUGUAUCAGGUCUCUGUCAUGGUCUACCUGUUUGUGGGUCUGAUGAUGAUGUACCUCCUGCUGCGCACCUUCCACAAAAUGGCCGACCAGCAUGGCCUGACCACCUUCCUGCAGCUGCCGCGCUGUGAGGAGUCCGACCAGGACGAGGACAGGGAGCCCAUUGUGGAGAACAAACGUGAAGACCAGGCGCCCCCUUACCUGACGGACAAAGCUGCCAGCCAGCCCCUGGAGCCGGGAUCCCAGCCCUCGUACAACAGCAUCAACAAAGGCUGAGCUGUGGGGAGGCGGGGAAAGACACAAAGGCUCUACCUCUGCCGGCCCCUUGGUCCUAAACCAGUGAUGAAACACCUAGACUGAUGGGCUGAAUCUGAAUUCUUAUCUGAAUUCUUAUUUUUUCAUCCUGUCUUCUCUUUGUCUCACUGUAAAAGAAAAACACCCAGUGAAGAGUUUUGAGAUUCAGCCUUUGUGAGGAGACUGGACAAACAGUUUGAGCUGUCAGCACUUUCUGCACAUUUAGAAAAAGGACUCUCUGAAACAGACAAUGUUUGGCAACCCGUUUGGGCCAAAAGGCACAAAUGUAUUCUUUUCCUGUUUGACACUGGUGUCACUGUGGUGUGUUCACCAUCCAGGCUCGGCCUCAGUCUUGGCUCAAACCAAAACGGUUGGUCCACGAAUGCUUGUUUUUAGAUCACUUCUGUCUUCUGCGUGUAUUCUUGUCACUUUUCAGGACUAACAAAUAUUUCAUCUACCACAGCAGCACCGACUGCUGACACUUCACAAUCUGUGAUUUUUACGAAUAUCCUUAAAACAGUGAACUGCAUUUGUGUUUUGUUUUGUUUCUUUCUUUGGAGGUUGGUACAUCAUUCAGCUAAUUCUCUUUAUACUUCACAUAUACACGUCGUGGCCAAAACACCUCCUGACUAUUUACCGGACCAUCCAGUCAUAUUUAUAAUCCUCAGGCUGGCACGCUGAAUUGGCCUUCACUCACUCGCUUUUGCCCAACUUGAUGGAUCUUCACGAGCAUGAAUGAUCGACAAAUGAGCCUGUUGCACUUUUAAGGUGACUUCCUCAAAUAAAGGUGUAAUGUGACCCAACACUGAGCAUGUAAAACCAUGUGGACCUCAACUGGAAACCUGUUUCAUAUUUGAUCAGAUUUCAUAUGUGGCAGUGUAACUUGUAACUGUGUCUGUGUGGAAGAGCACAGAAACUCCGGAGGAGCAGAGUUUUUGUUUCAGGACAUGGGCUGUCCUCCUUUAUGGUGCCGCCCCCUAGUGUGUGCAUGUAUGUAGUGCAACAUGUCGCCACACCUCUAGAACAGUCGCUAAUAAAUGGGGUUAAAUAGUUGUAAUAGAGGGACCGAAGAAAAGAAAACAAGGAAAAGGAGGGUUUGAUAAAAAAAAAGGGUUUCAUUGUGGUCCGAAUUUCAAUGGAAAACACAACCUGUCAUGGGUGAUUUAUAGCGUGUGGAUUAAAUCCAUCAAAAGAAUGAAGACAUGAAAUGCACUUUACUGCACAUCAGUUGUUGUUGUUGUCAAAGGAAGAGGCUAAUUAUAUCCUGAUACUGUAACGCACGUUUUCUCUGUCCAUGUUGGUGUAUUUGUAAUUGUAGUUCAACAAUAUCAUGUAUUUGAAUUGGAAAAUCAUAAAUUUACAACAAAAAACUACUUUGCCUUGUAUUAGGUUCUCAUUUGUGCAUGCAAUAACUUUCUGGGUUCAAACCAUAGACUCACUGUGUCCAGGGUCUCUCACCCAAGGUCACCUGGGACUGGCUCCAGCCAUUGCAGAAGAAAAAGAUGAGACGUGAGUUUUACAGGCAUACCCAGUGUAAUACCCAGCAAGUAUAUCUAAUAAUCAAUUUUUUUUUCUUCAAGCAGGGGACAUGACCUAAGAGUGGGAGACUACAGGGUGUUUUUAAGUGAGAUCAUAAAAUAGAUUGGUACAAGAAGAUUGGAAGAAAAUUACUUUCUUGUAGUGUGGGUGAAGUCUUCAGUCAUACAGGUAUGGCACAUUUUUCUAAUCGUAUUACAAGUUGGGUUCACAUAUUUUCCUGUUGUAUUGUAUCCUAAAUAAUUGUUAAACUAUGUCUCAAACUAUGCUCUCAUACAAAAAGGAUGUGAUGUUGUGAUUUCAAUGUAGGAUAACGGACAAACUCUACACUUUGCUCAAUGCUCUUAUGUACGUGAAGACAUGCGAGUAUUGCUUUAAGAGAAACUUAAAAACGUGUAACCUUCUUGUGGGGACAAGGCCGGGAUGAGAAUUUACAUUUAAAUUGUCGACCUGUUUUAUUCUUUCAUUCUAUUCUGUCUGAAACCUCCACGUCCUCUGGAUAAUAAUAUCCUGGAUGGUUUCGAUGUGCUCGUGUCGGCAUUAAGGUGGAGAAAUGGAAACUAACUAAACUAAAUACACCACCGCAGCUUUAAGAAUUGAUAUCUAAAUGCCACAUAAGGGGUGUGAAAAAAGGAAAAUAAAGCACAUCAUUCAUUAUCACAUUUUAUUAAAAACAUCAGUACAGGUAAACAUUACCUUAUUUAAAAAAAAAAGUCUAAAUACAUAAUGUGAGCAUUCUGCCCCUCAAUUUAAAAAACAUAACCGUUAAAAUAUUCGUGAAGAAAGUAAAAGUAAAUAAAAUAAAUGCCGUAACAAUAUUAAUAUACCAUUGUUGAAUAUGGUACGACAUUAAAUUACUCAUAUUGUUAACAAAAUAUGUCAAUAAUGAUUAGUUUGAGACUGCGUCUGUUCAGAAAGGACCUUCGCAUUGAAAGAAACUUCAGUCCACGAACAGGAUUAUAAAUGUACAAAAAACUAACAAAAACAAAACAUACAUCAUGUGCUUCAUCAUACAAUUUCUCUCCACUCUUCCUGCCGUACUUUAUAGCAGUGUGGGUUUACAUGAUGGAUCGACAUCUAGAACUGGUUAAGUUGCAGUUAAAACACCAUUUCAUUUUAAACAAUAUGCUUUAACAGAACUCUUACCAGGUGAUUCACAUGGCACAAUUUGGCACAAAUCUUACCUGUAAUGUUACAUUUUCAAUAAAUACUGAGUAAAACAUUAACCGCACGCUCACAUGACCCGAGACUCAAAAUGCAGAUUAUCUACAAAAGUGCAAUAAUUCAAAUGCAAACCAAAUGAAGCUUCUGCGUCUGUACAACAGAAGCGGUUGUGUAGUAGUGGAUGGCUGGCCGGUUCUGCACCGUCACAAGCAAACUCGUGAGGAUGUUUUGUAAACUGUCACUGUACUGCGAAGGCUCUGUGAAUAAAGGCAUCUGUUCAAAAGA